Messenger RNA from Leptinotarsa decemlineata (Colorado potato beetle), 2268 nucleotides. RefSeq lists its product as uncharacterized. Gene Ontology annotation, cellular component: cytoplasm. NCBI's taxonomy places the organism in Eukaryota, Metazoa, Arthropoda, Insecta, Coleoptera, Chrysomelidae. The record is from RefSeq and is a predicted model, not a curated record. Gene Ontology annotation, molecular function: protein binding.
ACUCGACGUCCGUCGCUGUUUGAACCGCGUUCCGGUAUACCGGCCAAAAUAGCGUGACUCGCGAUGAAGUCGUGACUCGAGUGGCCUCUCUGAGACCGAGGUUAGCUUUUAGUGUGACCGAGAUGUCGAUAUCGGCCCAAGGGGUUGUCGAGAGGGCCUCGGCCGAGCUGACGAAGCGCAUCAACGGGCUCGGCCUCAGGAGCGGAAAACCCCACGUCUCCAAGGGCAGCAGUGUCAUGGAGAGGGUGACCAACGUCUUCUGCGGCGGAGGCAGCAAUAACGCUAGCUUCGGCGCCCCCGAGAAGCCGUCGAGACUCCUGCCCUCGAGGGGGCUCUUGAAAUCGAACUUCCUGACGUCAAGGAAGCUGCGACAACCGCCGCAACACCUAUACCUCGAGUGGAAUCAGCUGAUGAUGGACGAGAGGUUCCUGACGAAGUUCUUUUUGUAUUUCAAUGCGUACGACAGGUGUACCUUAGCGCAGGUCUGCACUCGUUGGAGAGACAUUUUAUAUCGCUCCCCGAGAUACUGGUCGGGCCUGGUGCCAGUUCUGCAAUGCCGUGAGCUGCGCGGGACAACGGAAAUAGAAAGGGCAAGGUUAUAUGCAUCUCUUCUAGUUAAAGGCUUCUACACGCUUUGUUUGAUGGGAGCAUCAGAUGAAGACGCCCUAGACUUGGUGAAUACCUUCCCCCUCGCAUCAGAACACAUUCACACGCUCAGCCUGAGGUGUUCCAGUAUCACGGAUAGGGGACUAGAAACACUAUUAGACCAUCUUCAGGCGCUGUACGAGUUAGAACUGGCCGGCUGCAACGAGAUCACGGAGGCGGGUCUGUGGGCGUGUCUGAACCCGCGCAUCGUCUCUCUCACUCUCACCGACUGCAUCAACGUGGCUGACGAAGCGGUGGGCGCAGUCGCGCAACUUCUGCCCGCCCUCUACGAGUUUUCGCUGCAGGCCUAUCACGUGACUGAUGCCGCUCUCACCUACUUCUCCCCCAAGCAGCAGUACUCGAUUGGCGUGCUCAGGCUGCACUCUUGCUGGGAAAUCACUUCGCAGGGAGUCAUCACGAUAGCUACCACGAUGAAAAACUUGACGGUGCUGAGUCUGUCCGGGUGUAGUAAAAUAAACGAUGAAGCGCUAGAAGCAAUUGCGGAAUUUUUAAAAGGAUUGAAGUCUCUGGAUCUGUCUUGGUGUCCGAGAAUCACCGACCACGGUUUGGAGAAUAUCGCGUGCGAUCUCAAUCAAUUAGAAGAACUGAUCCUCGAUAGGUGUAUAAAUUUAACAGAUAACGGAAUUAGUUUUCUUUGUACUAUGAUGUCUCUAUCUUCCCUGUAUCUACGAUGGUGCUCCCAAAUAGGAGAUGGCUCGAUGCAACAUAUAGUAGCCAUUCGGAAACUGCAAAUACUUUCACUAGCAGGAUGUCCUCUGUUGACAUGCAGUGGCCUGUCGACUGUCAUCCAGCUACGUCACCUAAAAGAACUAGAACUAACCAAUUGUCCCGGAGCUUCACGAGAACUGUUUGACUAUCUAAGAGAACAUCUUCCACGCUGCCUCAUCAUAGAAUAAGCCACCAAUUGUCCACUUGUUACAUUUGAUACUAGACCGUGCAAUAAUACCACAUCCUUCAUUCUUAUGAUUCUACAUAUACUUUUCCUAGAAAUUUCUUUCACCUUCGUAAUUGCACUUGUGGAUGUUAGACGAUUCGACAGGUCUUACGGGUGUUUUUGUGAUAUAUUGAGUGUUAUAUAGGAUCUCUUUUGGGGUCAGGUGUGGGAUUUCGAAUUGAAUUAUGUGUCAGGUGUGGGGUUUUCAAUUUCUAUGAUAUGAUAGUCGCGUAGACAUAUUGCCUGUCCCUGAACCAAUAUCCACAAUGCAAUUUCCAUUCGAAUGGUCCAUGAAGAGAAUCAGAAUAUGUCAUAUCAAAUGGCAAUAAUGAAGGUAUAAAAUAGCAAUAACGCUAAAAAAUAUCAUUGAAAUCAAAGUAAUAGGUGUGUAAUACACCAUAAUAAGAAGUGUGUCCGAAAAGCGAAGUUAGAUAUAAAUUUAGGUUAGUUUAAUUGAAAACUCAAUUCCCGAUAUUUAGGAAGACUUGUCAUUUUGUGAUUUAGCCAUCCAGGUCAAUCAUCGAAAUUUUUCUAGUCGAACUUUAUGAUUUUUGUGGACCAUUUGAUAUAUAUCUUCUUUGUGAUGUGUUUGAAAUGUUUUAUUAUAUGUUGAAAUCCCGAGUUUAUGUGACGUCAUUGAUAUAAAUAGAUAUUUUGCAAGAAAUCGG